CCUUUCUCAAAUCUGUCUAUAUGCAAACUCAGCCUCUCGCUAUAUAUCUGUGUUUAGUUACGUUUUCCCAUACUUGCCCAGAAGAAGAAAGAUUUUGAAACGCCCCAUAAAUUCCUGAUAUAUAUCUCCUUCUUCUGCAUCAUUCAUCAGGGUUUCGGUUGUCUAGGGUUUUCUUGGGAAGAAAAAGGAAAGAAAGUUCACACACACACACACACACAUAAUGGGAAGAGGUAGGGUUCAGCUGAAGAGGAUAGAGAACAAGAUCAAUCGGCAAGUGACUUUCUCCAAAAGGAGAAAUGGAUUGUUCAAGAAAGCUCAUGAGAUCUCUGUCCUCUGCGACGCUGAGGUCGCUCUUAUUGUCUUCUCCCACAAAGGAAAGCUCUUUGAGUAUUCCACUGAUUCUUGCAUGGAGAAGAUUCUGGAACGCCAUGAAAGGUAUGCGUAUGCAGAGAGACAGCUAGCAGGAGAAAAUGAUAAUUCUGAGUCACAGGAAAACUGGACCAUUGAAUAUUCUAGACUCAAAGCUAAGAUUGACCUUUUGCAGAGAAACCAUAGGCACUAUGUGGGAGAAGAUCUGGGUUCUUUGAGCCUCAAAGAGCUGCACAGUCUGGAGCAGCAGCUUGAUACUUCCAUCAAACAAAUUCGGACACGCAAAAACCAGCUGAUUUAUGAGUCCAUCGCGGAGCUUCAGAAAAAGGAGAAAGUGAUACAGGAACAGAAUAGCAUGCUGGCAAAGAAGAUAAAGGAGAAAGAGAAGGCGGCGGCAACACAGCAUAUGACAUGGGAACACCAAAACCUUGGAGCACCUAAUUCAUCUUAUUUACUCCCUCCUCCUCCACUUCCCACUCUCCACAUCGGAGGGAAUUACCGAGAGGAAACUGCGGAAGCAGAAAGGAACGAGCUUGACCUAACCCUGGAGCCACUCUAUUCCUGCAACCUCGGAUGUUAUUAAUUAAUUAAGAACUUAAUUAAUUAAUACUCGUAUGUUGUUUUCUGUGUCUUCUGAUAUUGCGAGGCAUUAUAUUACGUAUCAUAUCAACAAUGAGACAAUGUUGAUUACUGAACUCAUAAUUGAUGUCUCUAUUUUAAAUGCUAUUAUGUUCACGUACGUGUGUUAUAAACUGUAACUAUAUAUGUACUCACAGCUUAAUGGUAAUUAAGCUUUUUGUUUAUAUAUGCAUGUAUCAUGUAUGAAUCGUUA
Messenger RNA from Prosopis cineraria, 1201 nucleotides. RefSeq names its product truncated transcription factor CAULIFLOWER A-like. Gene Ontology annotation, biological process: positive regulation of transcription by RNA polymerase II. The coding region runs from base 221 to 952 and encodes 243 amino acids. The transcript has 8 exons. Gene Ontology annotation, molecular function: DNA-binding transcription factor activity, RNA polymerase II-specific; protein dimerization activity; RNA polymerase II cis-regulatory region sequence-specific DNA binding. NCBI's taxonomy places the organism in Eukaryota, Viridiplantae, Streptophyta, Magnoliopsida, Fabales, Fabaceae. Gene Ontology annotation, cellular component: nucleus. The record is from RefSeq and is a predicted model, not a curated record.